AUGAACUCAGACCUACCUUCAGAUAUCUUUAGUGAUGUUAGUGUAGAACCUUCUACGAUUGAAGAUUUCAAACAGGUCAAAGAAGAAGUUAUCAAAACACCAAAUGAUAUAACACGAUGGUUGAAGUUGUUCGAUAAUAUUGAUAGUUUCACCAAUACUUCAAAUUCUUUCACAACAGAUUUCAAAACCUUUGUUACUACCAGUUAUAAUGAACUCCUUUCAAGAUUUCCUUAUUUGGUGGCUAUAUGGAGGAGGUUUGCUAUAGUUUCUUAUAAGAUCAUAGGAGAACGAGAGAGUAUAGAAGUUCUCGGAAGAUCAGUAGUUAAUUGUCCAUAUUCUAAUGAUCUUUGGAGGGACUACAUAACGGCUUUAGAAGUCAGUAAAGAUGAUGAUUUAGACGAUUAUAUACGAAGAGGUAUCAAAAUGAUAGGAAGGCAUUUCAACAGUGAUUGGAUAUGGGAUAAGUAUUUGAACAUUGGUGAUAAGUGGGAGAAAUACCAGAAUGUGAUAACAAUUCCAUUGUACGAAUAUUCAAAGUAUUAUACACAAUACCUGGAACUUUCUCGUGAUAUGGAGAUCGAAAAGGUGGUGGAAGAGACCUACUUAGACACAGCAGUUAAGAAAUAUGGACGUUCUUUGGAUGAGUUGUCGUUAAUAGAGAAAUCUCAAAUCUUAGAAGAAUUCAAUUACCUGAUAUUCCAAAAAACACAAGCACUUGUCACUGAUCAAUGGCAAUGGGAGAGUCUCAUAAAAGUCCCAUACCUUGAUCUCAGUCUCAUGGACACCAUCAAAAGUGAAAGAAAGAUCUGGAUAGAAUAUCUCAAUUGGGCUAUCAAUAAAUAUCAACAAACUCAAUUACCUCGAGACCAGGUUAUAAGUAUCUUUGAAAGAUGUUUGAUACCCAAUUGUUUUGAUGAAGAGUUAUGGCUUAAAUACUUAGCUUUCCUUAACCUCGAACCCGACUUUGAGCAAAUGGAUUUAGUAUACAACAGAGCUAUCAAUAAGUUUGUUCCUUUAGAUAAGAACGUCCUUCGAUUUUCUUAUCCUCACUUCCUCCUAGUGCAUGAGAAACAUGCCAUGAUUAAUGAUUAUAUAUUCGACUUGAUGAAAUAUUUCAGUGGAGGUAAUCAUCUUCAUAAACCAUUCAAACUCCAAUUUUUGAAAUGUUUUCAAAGUCUACUCCAAUGUUGGAACCAGAUGUAUCCAGACUUCAUACCUUACGUUAGAUCGGUCAUAGAUGCAGAUUUGACUGAAGGUGGUAAGCUCGGAGAGCAAGUAGAUGUCAUGUACAGUAACAAUUUAAUGAAAUUCGUCAAUGAAGAUUCUAUUCAAGUGAUAAUCGAAUUUUACCUCCAUCAUACCGACGACAACAAUACCUUAAGAUCAUUUUUCAAUACCUAUUAUGAUUCUUCAGUGCUAAAGAGUUGUUCUGGCUUCUGGAAAUUCUUUGUUCAAUUAGAAUGCAAAAAUCUUCAUUUCCCUAAUCUUGAUAUGAUAAUGACUUACAUAAUCAGCCACACCACAUUACCUAAAAUUGUAGUAGACAGUUUGGUGAUGGAAUAUUACGCUACAGCCACGGAUAACUAUUCGUUAUUCAAGAAACUUGGCAGAAACUUGAUGGAAAUCAAAUUGUGGACAUCGACAUCGGUGAUACAAAACCCUGGAUUAUCUUCAAGGUACAAUUUGGGACCUCAAUGGGGGAAGAAUUACGACAAUCCUGGUAUAAUGAUAGAUCACAAACCAGAGAUCAUCAAGAGACGUGAUUUCAAGAUAUCGGAAGAGUACGUUUUACCAAGUUUUAGAAACGUCGAAAGAGCUGGUGCUCAAGUACCAUAUUCAAAAAAAUAA
This is a messenger RNA of Yamadazyma jaroonii, 1848 nucleotides long. Lineage: Eukaryota; Fungi; Ascomycota; Pichiomycetes; Serinales; Debaryomycetaceae. The record is from the annotation of a GenBank genome assembly.